AUGUCUGAGCUACUAUCUCCUCCUUCGAACGGUGCUGGGUUACGGCUGACCCAAAGUCAGAAAGAUUUGGUAGGAGGUUCAGUUGGUGGUAUGGCUCAAGUGCUUGUCGGUCAGCCUUUCGAUAUUGUAAAAGUCAGAAUACAGACAGCUCCUCCUGGAACAUAUGCUUCUCCACUUGAUUGUGCAACGAGAUUGCUCAAAGCAGAUGGACCAUUAGGGUUUUACAAGGGUACUCUGACUCCUUUAUUGGGUAUAGGUGCAUGUGUUUCAAUCCAAUUCGGAGCUUUGGAAGGUGCGAAGAGAUUCUUUGCAGGUCGGGCUAAAGGCAGAGAGUUGAAUCUUGGCGAACUGUGGAUGAGUGGAGCUUUUGCAGGAGUAACAAAUACUGUAAUUGCCAGUCCAGUUGAACAUAUUCGUAUCAGAUUACAGACUCAACCUGCUGUAACACCUCGUCUAUAUUCUGGACCACUUGAUUGUGCUGUGAAACUGUAUAAGCAAGGAGGCGGAUUGAAAGGUCUCUUCAAGGGACAAGUACCUACCAUGUGGAGAGAUGGUGUUGGUUAUGGGUGUUAUUUCAUGGCGUAUGAAGCUCUUGUUCAAAGACAUCUUCGAACGACAGGCUUGAGUCGAGAUCAAGUAUCACCAGUAUGGGCAGUCACUUAUGGUGCUGCAGCGGGAUAUGCAUUAUGGUUUUCGAUAUAUCCAGUCGAUGUGAUCAAGUCAAAAUUACAGACUGAUUCUUUAGAUCCCACUAAAAGGGUUUAUAAAGGAAUGAUAGAUUGUACAAAACAAACUUGGAAAGCACAAGGUAUUAAAGGUUUCUUAGGUGGUUUAGCCCCCACUCUUAUUCGAUCACCUUUCGCAAAUGGUGCUACUUUUGUAGCUUUCGAGUUAGCUAUGCGAGCUAUGAAUUAG
This is a messenger RNA of Kwoniella shivajii, 915 nucleotides long. RefSeq lists its product as uncharacterized. The record is from RefSeq and is a predicted model, not a curated record. Gene Ontology annotation, cellular component: mitochondrion. The transcript has 7 exons. The coding region runs from base 1 to 915 and encodes 304 amino acids. Gene Ontology annotation, molecular function: L-ornithine transmembrane transporter activity. NCBI's taxonomy places the organism in Eukaryota, Fungi, Basidiomycota, Tremellomycetes, Tremellales, Cryptococcaceae. Gene Ontology annotation, biological process: mitochondrial L-ornithine transmembrane transport.